Molecule: messenger RNA, 4616 nt
Organism: Vollenhovia emeryi
Lineage: Eukaryota; Metazoa; Arthropoda; Insecta; Hymenoptera; Formicidae
Product: histone acetyltransferase KAT2A-like
Exons: 5
Coding region: 387-2831 (814 amino acids)
Biological process (GO): chromatin remodeling; positive regulation of transcription by RNA polymerase II
Cellular component (GO): nucleus; histone acetyltransferase complex
Molecular function (GO): histone H3 acetyltransferase activity; protein binding
Source: RefSeq, a predicted model, not a curated record
AGUGCAGCCAGGUGAAAGGGAACAGACCCCCUGAGCUGUGAAAAACUGUACUGUAUAUGACGACGGCGAUCCCGUAAAGGGAGAAAAAAAAACUGUCCUGUAUAUAUCAACAUAAUAAUAACAUAACAAAUUAUAGAGAAUUUUAGAGAAAGCUGGUUUAUGACGGCAUGACAAUUGUACGGAUAUCGUAAUCGUUUAUUAAUAUCUGGAUAUUAUUGUCGAAUAAUUGAACAAAGUGUACCGUUGCGAGUAGAAGCGACUUGAUUAACGUAAAAUUGCGACCGAAUUGCCCUGUAUUGGAGAAUGCACUUGUAAUGCGCGUGUAAAUUGACGUAGGCAUUUGUUUAGAGGAAUAUGACAGGAAUGUUUCAGUGACGUUUCGCAGAAUGGCAUCCGAGGACGUCAACUCUCAGGCAACAGCCUCUUCGGAGGAAGCUGGUCAGCCUGUCAGCAGUAUCUUGCAGCAAGAAAGUAAUAAUAAAGACGCGCAUGCAGCUAAGCCGCAGGCCCAGGUAAACCGUACGAGUAAUCUCCAAAGGAUACACCAGCGCAAGCAGCAGACGUACAACUGGCCGCAGGAGAAGAAACUGUUGAAGCUUGCGAAUUAUAGCGCCUGCCAGACGGAGGAAUGCAAGUGUACGGGCUGGAAAAACGCCCAACCGAUCAUAAGGUCGCCGAAGGGCGAGAUACAGCAGCCGGUGAUAAACUUGUUCGAUCCGUGCAAGAUAUGUACGCAUCCUCUGGAAAAUCACAUCAAGCACCUGCCGGUUCAGUCCGAGUUGGAAAUCAACAAAUUGUUGGGUAUGGCUAUCGACGCGGACAAUAUUUUUGCGUGCACGCACAGGGAGGCGGAUCUCGAUACCAAGAAAGUAUAUAUUUAUCUGUACAAAUUGUUGAGGAACUGUAUUUUAACUAUGGCAAAGCCUGCCGUGGAAGGCUCGUUGGGGAAACCGCCGUUCGAGAGACCCAACAUAGCAAAAGCAGUAAUGAACUUUGUUCUCUAUAAAUUUAGCCAUUUGCCGUCGAGAGAAUGGCAGGUUAUGUACGAUAUGGCAAAGAUGCUUUUACACUGCCUCAAUUAUUGGAACUUCGAAGCACCCAGUGCCAGACGGUUGACAACUAGCGCGGAGGAGGCUUCUAUCUACAAAAUUAAUUAUACCCGCUGGCUCGUCUUCUGCCACGUGCCUGCAUUUUGCGACUCGUUGCCGCAUUACGACACUCCUCUGGUUUUUGGCAAGACCCUGUUACAAGCUGUAUUCAGAUCAGUUUGCAGACAAUUAAUGGAUAAGUGUAAUAAUGAAAGGGACAAACUUGCACCGGACAAGAGAGUCUUGGUCUUAACGCAUUUCCCUAAGUUUCUUUCGUUGUUGGAAGUAGAAAUUUAUUCGGAUAAUUCGCCCAUUUGGGAUCCUGAAUUUAAACAACUUCCGCCUUCUCACUUUCAAACUGCCUUGGAAUCAAAGGCUCAAGCAAGGAAAACGGGCGAGUUCGAAAAGGUUACUGUCACUCCGAACGAGAAAGAUAAUUUUACAACGAUAAACAUCAGUCCUGGAAUUAAGAAAAUCCAGGAGAAGCGUCCUAACGCCGAAGGGCGUCUCGACGCAAAGAAGCGGAAAACUGACGAGACUUUUGAGGAUCUGCCGGACGAGGCCAUUGCUGAAAUUGUUGCAUCUAUUAACGACACUAAUUAUCUGUCUGGUUCUGAUGCAGUGUUUCCACCGAACGUGCCACGGGACGAAACCGCAAAGAUAGAAGAAAGUAAAAAGAUAAUAGAAUUUCAUGUAAUUGGAAACAGCCUUACGCGACCAGUCUCUAAGCAGACCAUGCUUUGGCUGAUUGGGCUACAAGAUGUGUUCAGUCAUCAAUUACCAAGAACGCCCAAAGAAUACAUUACUCAGCUUGUUUUUGAUCCAAAGCAUAAAACACUAGCUCUGAUAAAGGAUGGUCGUCCAAUCGGUGGGAUUUGCUUUUGUAUGUUUCCGACUCAAGGCUUUACAGAGAUAGUGUUUUGCGCUGUUACGAGCCACGAGCAAGUAAAAGGCUAUGGAACACACUUGAUGAAUAUGUUGAAAGAUUAUCACAUUAAGAACAACAUACUGCAUUUUCUUACAUUCGCGGAUGACUUUGCUAUUGGAUACUUUAAGAAACAGGGAUUUAGCAAAGAUAUAAAACUGCCCAAGACGGUGCACCAGGGGUACAUAAAAUAUUACGUGGGAGCAACGUUGAUGCAUUGCGAGCUAAACCCAAAAAUUGUAUAUACUGAAUUUACGGCAGUUAUUAGGAAGCAGAAGGAAAUAGUGAAAAAGCUGAUUCACCAAAGGCAACAGGAAAUACAGAAAGUGCAUCCCGGCUUAACGUGUUUUAAGGAAGGCUUAAGGGGAAUCCCAAUCGAGUGUAUCCCGGGGAUUCACGAGACUGGAUGGAAAAGUUGCGCUCAGACUAGAACGAGGGGCGUGACGAAAGGAAUGCAAGCUCCAGAACAAAUGGACACGAGCUUAGAUGUGCCAGAGUCACUAUGUAAUACACUAAAUGGUGUAUUGAACAGUGUGAAGAAACACGCCACAGCGUGGCCUUUUUUGAAACCUGUAGAUAAAAAUGAUGUUCCGGAUUACUACGAUCACAUCAAAUAUCCUAUGGAUCUCAAGACGAUGCAAGAUCGCUUGAAUACGGGAUACUAUGUAAUAAAGAGAUUAUUUAUAGCGGACAUGUCACGGAUUUUCACCAACUGUAGAUUGUAUAAUAGUCCUGACACUGAAUAUUACCGUUGUGCCAAUGCCUUGGAAAAGUACUUUCAAACGCGCAUGAAAGAAGUCGGACUCUGGGAUAAGUAGAGCCUUUAAGACUGUUAAUAAUUAUAACGUUGGCAAUUGUUACUUCCUAAUUUAUUCUUUUUACUAAGUAUUAUUGCUUUAGAAAGAAAAUCCAUAUCUCCAAAUCGUCGUUGCUUUUUUUUUGUAAUAUUUGUACAAAGGUAAAGUUAAACAGAUAUCCACACUCGUGGAAGUGCCUGUCGGAAUAAUUAAAAAAAAAAAAAGUUUUAUCUUUGUACCAUUCUUCACUUAUCUACAAUAUUUCUCAUUCUUUAUAUUCUUGAAAAUAUGCUUGUAUUUAUUACAGUUUUAAUUGAUUCCUUCAAAUACGUAUAUAUACAUAUAUUCCGACAUGCAUCUCACGUUAAUUCAAUGUGAAUAUACGCGUGUUGUGUGUGCAUGUGUACAUAAAUGCAUAUAGCUGUAUGCAUAAAGCUAAGUCGCUUGUCUAAUCAUAAUUAUGUAUUUCACAUAUUGAUUGCGCGAAUUGUUUAUACGUGGCCUUUUUACUAUGUUACGCUAUAUAGCAUUCUGAUGUUAAAAAUAUCAAGAGUGGUUUAUGCAAAAACUUCAGACUGAAGUGGGUACUUAAUUUCACAGCCUAAUUAAUAUCAUUAGUCGAGCAGUUAAUUAAGGAGCGUAAUACAGCAAUUAUAAAGAUCGCUCUAGUGGGCGAUCAGUCAAUGGAACAGUGAUUCUCUGUAAUGCACGUUGGUUUGUAAAGUAUUCUCAAAGGAACAGAGCUUGUUACCUGGAAGCGAUGUGAAUGAGAUAGAAUAAGACAGCACAUUUGCGUUAUAUGUUCAUAUCAAAAUUGAUAUAUGUGUGUGUCUGGAUGUACAUACAUGUAUAGAUAGAAUAAAUUGAUUGAUUGAACAAUUCUAUAACACAUGGUAACAACUUUUGAAGGGCCAAUAUAAUUGUAUCACAUUCUUCUAAAACUACGUAACGUUGUUUCCUAAAUAUGUCUUGUGAAACCGCCGGGCACUUCGAUUAUCUAUUUUUAGAAAAGUGCACACACUUAUGGGAGACAAUUUAGAACAAUUGAGACUUUUUAGCCCGUUAAUUCUACGAGCUUCCCUUACUUCCUUCGUUUCUUAUUUAAUUUUGUCAAUCUCUGGCGUAUAUGGAGAGAACUCGUUGAACGAAUAACAGUUAUGUUCUGCGAUCGAAUCUUGUUAGCUCGAUUCAUUUUACUUGUCAUUUAGCCAUCUAUCUUUAAAUAGACUUGAAUGACGGAGGGAAUUUUGUCUUUGAAUAAAAUUUGUUGGCUUGAACAAUUUUUGCAAAUGAAAUUACCCUCUUGCGUUAUGUUUGCAGUCUAGUGCAGAUUGUAGAGAGAUCGAUGCAGGAACGUAGGAAAACGCAUGCUCUAAUUACCGCGAGAACUUCGUGCAUUUAUUGAGGAUAACGCUAUAAGCAGUAGCUGCCAGUUAUAAUUGGCAUACAUUAAACAGCAAUUAAGUCUUUUAUUUAAAAAGAUACAUACAUAUUUCUCUAAAGGGUAAGAAACGCACGAAAGGAAUGCUAUCUAUAUUAAAUUUUACUUCUUUUCACAAUACGUACUGGUGACAAAAAAGUCACAAUUGUAAUAUGUACUUGUAUUAUAUUCUGUAUUAUACUAAGAGCGAAACACUACUUUUAAACAUAGUUUUAUUCAUAUCAUUUAUGCGCACGUUAUUUUUAAUGUUAAAAACUGUGCUAUGUUAACUAUGUUAAAAGCUAUGUAUUAUAUUUACAGAUUAUAUUCUCGUUAUUAAUACAUUCACUGUGUAAUUUACAAAUUUAUAAACAGGUUUUACCAAA